AUGCCAUCUACAAAGACAAUUGCUGUCGCCGUCGUGGCAUUGGCAGCGUCUGGUACCCAAGCCAGCGCCUGCAACCCAUCCAACCCACCCUCAAGCACCACCACAUCCGAAGCCCCAGCGCCAACUUGCGACGAAUACAUUCUCAACCCGGAAGCAGAUGAAGACUGUGGAGUAACCGGCGCCACAAAAGACGGGGGAAUCACCAUUGCCAGUAAUUAUCUGGAGGACUGCGCCAAGAGCUGCUACGACUAUGAGUCCUUCAAAUGCGAGCUCAUAAGCUUCGAGGCUCCUGAGACGCCCAGUGAGGAGGGCUCGUUGGUUGAUUAUCUUUGGGGCGAUACCAGCAAAGAGGAGAAGAAGUUGAUUCGAAAACUUGAUUUCUUUAUUCUUGUAAGCAAGGAGUUGCUUUUGGUUGAGCAUAAGACUAACUGGUCAGACAUUUUGUUGUCUGAGCUUCUUUUUCAAUCAUUUAGACAGGCCUUCGCAAAUGCAUACGUAGCAGGUCUCAAAGAGUCCCUUGACCUCAGUGGAAACCAAUACAAUGUCCUCCUCUCAAUGGCCUCAGCAGGCAUGCUCGUAGGCCAAAUACCCAGCAGCAUAAUCAUACACAAGAUCCGACCUCGGAUAUGGAUGUCCUCCAUGGUCGUCGUAUGGGCAGCUCUCACAAUGGCCAGUGCAGCUUGCAAGACCUACGCUCAGCUCUGCGCCGUUCGCUUCCUGAUGGGUCUCGCCGAAGCAAGUACCUACGCUGGCUCGAUCUACAUCAUGGGCUCUUGGUACAAGUCUAAUGAGAUCGCCAAACGAACCGCCACGUUCACAGUCGCAGGACAGGUUGGUAAGAUGUUUGCCGGAGCCAUGAUGGCAGCUAUCCACGAGUCGAUGGAUGGUCACGCCGGACUUGAGGGCUGGCAAUGGGUGUUUCUGCUUGAUGGCAUCAUCACAUUGCCUGUGGCCGUCUUUGGAUACUUUUUCUUCCCCGAUGUUCCAGAGUAUACCGACGCUCCUUAUCUGAACGAAAAAGAGCGACAACUUGCUCUUGAUCGUUUGCCGCCGAAGAAGGAAGAUGGUCAUAGCAUUGAAGCUUGGAGUCUUGUUAAAAGGGUUAUGGGACAUCCUUUGCUCUAUGUUUGCUGCAUCUUCUCCAUCCUUUCGGCGGCGCUGCAGACUUACGUCGUACAAGGUCUCAUGCUUCUUUACCUCAAGUUUCGCAAAGACAUUGACGGCUUUACUCAAUCUGAAGUCAACACCCUACCGAUACCCACUCACGCAGUCGGUAUUGUGGCCGAACUUUCCGUAUCCUUCUUUAUGGAUCGGUACAAUCGACGCAUGUCACUUGGCUUCCUGCUUUGUUUGAUACAGGUCGCAUGCACUGUUGUACUACUGAUUCCAGGGAUGUCAGUAGCAGGCAGCCUCACCGCCUUGUAUCUAUCCGCCUCAGCCUAUGGUAUUAACCCACUGUUGUACGGCUGGUCAAGCAAUAUUCUGGCGAGGACGGCCGAUGACGCUGCGCGCAGUGUAACGUUGGCUUCCAUGUCAGCGAGUGACGGACUUCUCUGGACGUUCUGGGGAAUCGCAUUGUUUCCGGCUGAUGAUGCUCCUUAUUGGCGAAAUGGGUAUAUCGCAAUGCUUUGUGUCAGUGCUGCUCUGACCGGUUGGCUAUUUGUUGUUCGCUGGCUCGACCGUUAUACUGCAGAGAAGUACCCGCCUAGUGAGAAUGAGAGCGCCUCAUCCUUGGCGGUAACCAGCGUGAACUUUACUACUAUGGGCGAGGAUGGGACAAGGGAAAAGACUGUUUGA
Fusarium sp. VM40 is the source of this 1797-nucleotide messenger RNA. The record is from the annotation of a GenBank genome assembly. NCBI's taxonomy places the organism in Eukaryota, Fungi, Ascomycota, Sordariomycetes, Hypocreales, Nectriaceae.